Paraphaeosphaeria sporulosa is the source of this 1604-nucleotide messenger RNA. Its product is annotated as Actin/actin-like protein. The transcript is spliced from 2 exons. Gene Ontology annotation, cellular component: Swr1 complex. NCBI's taxonomy places the organism in Eukaryota, Fungi, Ascomycota, Dothideomycetes, Pleosporales, Didymosphaeriaceae. The record is from RefSeq and is a predicted model, not a curated record. Gene Ontology annotation, molecular function: nucleosome binding. Bases 126 to 1445 code for a protein of 439 amino acids.
AUCGUCAGGGUUCACCACUUAUCCUACCCAGAGGAAUCUCUCGGCUACACCUUCCGUUCAAGAAAUCUUACGUAAGCGGGCAUCUCUAGCCCCAAGGUUCUCGCGCGACCAUCUCUCCACCGACAAUGGCACCAAAGAAGAAAGGAAAAGCGGCCGUACCCUCCAAAACACUUGUCAUUGACAACGGCGCAUACACUCUCAAGGCUGGCCUUGUGUCGAGCGAAACUAGCGAGCUCAGCUAUGAUGAUUGCAGCGUAAUACCGAAUUGCGUAGCGCGAAGCACGCGCGACAAGCGCACGUAUGUUGCGUCGGAAAUGGCAGAAUGCAAAGACUUUGGCGAGCUCGCAUUCCGAAGACCGGUUGAGAAGGGUUUCAUCGUGAAUUGGGAAGCGCAAAAGGCGGUCUGGGAACAUGAGUUCAUGGACAGCAGUGCGGGGGCGGGGUUGAGGUGUGAUCCGAAAGACACGAAUCUUCUGUUAAUGGAGAAACCGAACUGUCCCAAGGAACUGCAGAAGAAUUGCGAUGAAAUCGUGUUCGAACAGUUCGAAUUCAAUGCCUACUACCGCUGCAUUGGCGGCGCGAUGAACGCGUACCAUCCUACCUCUCUCGGCGCGCUGCCCCAAGAGUGCCUCCUUGUGAUCGAUACAUCCUACUCGGAUACGACUAUACUACCCGUUUACAAGGGGCAGCUGCUCCAUUCGGCGGUGCGACGACUCACCGUCGGGGGAAAGCUGCUCACAAACUAUCUGAAGGAGCUCUCUUCGCUGAGACACUACAAUAUGCUGGAGGAGACGUACCUGCUUAACGAGAUCAAAGAGGCAGUGUCAUUUGUUGCGCCCUCGACGCAGGAGUUCUCGAAAGACUUGGAGCGGACAUGGAAAGGUCGGCUAGGCGACAAAAGAGAGCUAGAUUCGAGUAUAGUGGUGGACUAUGUGUUACCGGACUACGAGCAGGCGAUACACGGGUACGCGCGGCCACACGAUCCAGUGAAAUCGAGAAUGCGCCGCGGCUUGCAGCCUAUGCAGGGUCCGCGAGAAGACCUGCUACCGCUCGGAAACGAGCGGUUCGCUGUUCCAGAAUUGCUCUUCAACCCGACCGACAUUGGCAUCCAGGAAGUCGGGUUACCGCGCGCCGUCAUGGAGGCGCUCAAUGGUCUGCCUGAGGCCCUGAAGGUUGCCAUGCUGGCGAAUGUUGUGGUUGUUGGAGGAAAUACGCUUAUCCCCGGUUUCAUGGACAGGUUGGAGGCUGAGCUAAGGGCUCUGGUGCCUUCGAACUACCUGCUCAAUAUUGCGAAGGCAGAUGAUCCGAUCAAGCACACGUGGCUGGGAGCUGCGCAGUUUGCAAGCCGGCCAGAUCUGAUGAAGGAAGUGUUGGUGACCAAGGCGGAGUACGAUGAGCGAGGGUCUACGUGGUUGGGCAAGAAGUUUGCGGGUGGGGAGCGAUAGGCCCGGGCAUGCUGUUGGCAUUGUAAUUCCUGUACGAACAUCAUGACUGAGUGAAGCCUUGACACCUUCUGUCUUUUGCCUCUUCCCAACCCGCUCUUACUAGAUCGUCUUUGCUCAUGUCUUCAUGCUCUUGAUCCCGGGUCUAGCAAUUUCACAGCU